AUGUGGCAGGCGCAGGCGGAUGGAGGAGGUGUUGCGACCCACAAGAUGGAAGACGUGGAGAUCGUGUACGAAACACCAGCUAAGGCGAUGAUGGGGGUGGCUCCACGGAGGACGUACGCAGAAAGUCUGGCCGGACGUAGUCUCGCUAGCAACGAACCACAACGCGAUCACCCAGCCCCGAGUAGCGACGCCCCACACGAGGAAGCGGUGGAGGAUGAUGAUCCUCUAUGCCCCAUGAUCAGACUGACCAAGAGUGAGAUCGAAGCGAUCCGAGCCCCCUGGAGAAAGGCGCUCAUCAUCAAGGUGAUGGGUCGCCGGGUGGGCUAUGCGUACCUUCAACAUCGUUUGACAUCCAUGUGGAAGCCAAAGGGUAGCAUGGAUCUGAUUGCCAUUGCCAACGAGUAUUUCUUGGUGCGAUUCGGAUCAGUGGAUGACUUGGAAUUCUCCAUGUACGAAGGGCCGUGGAUGGUGUUAGACCAUUAUCUGAUCAUGAAACCGUGGGAACCAGACUUUGAUCCGUACAAUGACACCACUGAAAAGAUACUUGUUUGGGUACGUGUCCCCGACUUACCUGCUGAAUAUUUUGAUGCUAUUUUUCUCAGGAAGCUAGGUAAUCGAAUCGGACGGAUCGUGCAGGUGGAUCAGGCCACAAGUUUGGUCUCGUGUGGCAUGUUUGCUAGACUAUGUGUCGAGCUCAAUAUGAGGAAACCAUUGGUGUCAAAGUUUGCAUAUGAAGGGAAAAUAAGGCAUGUCGCAUACGAGGGCAUGCACCUGGUGUGUUUUGCAUGUGGGCUCUACGGCCACACGAAGGAGGGCUGCCCGGCGUUGCAGAGGACAACAGCGGGGCAUGAGGGUGAUAAGACGGAUGCAGGGGGGCUGAGAACGCAGAUGAGCAGCUAA
Molecule: messenger RNA, 900 nt
Organism: Ipomoea nil (Japanese morning glory)
Lineage: Eukaryota; Viridiplantae; Streptophyta; Magnoliopsida; Solanales; Convolvulaceae
Exons: 2
Coding region: 1-900 (299 amino acids)
Molecular function (GO): nucleic acid binding; zinc ion binding
Source: RefSeq, a predicted model, not a curated record